AUGUCAUGGCUAAAAAAGCAUAACCCCCAAAUAUCAUGGGAAAAACAUACACUUGUCUUUAAUUUGUUAUACUGUUCCAAUAAUUGCCUACCUGCACCUGCUGUUUUAGAACUCAAAGCAGUAGAAGAAAUCCCCACUCCCUACCAAGAAUUCUCUAGAGUCUUUUUAGAAGAGGAAUCAUCCAAACUACCGCCUCAUUGUCCUUACAAUAUUGCUAUUGAGUUGCUCCCUGACGCAAAACCCCAACAUGGCCCCAUUUAUAGCCUAGGCCCAAGGGAGGAUGCAGAACUCAAGGAAACUAUUGAAAAGCAACUCAAGGCUGGAUUGAUUCAACCCUCAAAGUCUCCUAUGGCUUCUCCAAUCUUAUUUGUCAAGAAAAAGAAUGGAAAGUUACGCAUGCGUGUGGAUUACCGGCGCUUAAAUAGCAUGACCAAGAAGAAUGUGUACCCUUUACCUUUGCCACAGAAUCUUAUUGAGAAGUUACAAGGCGCCAAGAUCUUUAGUAAAUUUGAUCUUAAAGCAGGGUACAAUUUAGUCCGAAUCAAAGAAGGUGACAAAUGGAAAACAGCCUUCAAGACAAAAUACGGAUUAUUUGAGUACUUGGUCAUGCCUUUUGGGUUAACAAAUGCACCGGCGGUUUUUCAAGACAUGAUGAAUGAAAUAUUCCAAGACCUUUUGGAUGUCUAUGUCAUUAUCUACCUGGACAACAUUUUAGUAUUCUCCUUGAAUGAAAAAGAUCACAAAGCCCAUGUGCGAGAAGUACUAAAGAGGCUACAGGACAAUGAUCUCUUCUGCAACAUCAAAAAAUGCCAUUUCCACGUCAAAAAAAUUGAUUACCUAGGAUUCAUCAUAUUGGAGUCUGGCAUAGAAGUUGAUCAGUCUAAAGUCACAGAUGCAAUGAAUUGGUCGACACCUAAGAAUGUCAAAAAUAUCCAGGAAUUCUUAGGAUUUGUGAAUUUUUAUAGACGAUUCAUCCCCAACUUUGGCAAUAUGGCACGACCCUUGUACAACUUGCUCAAGAAAGACAGUGUUUGGAAAUGGGACUUGGCAGAACAACAGUCUUUUGAGGGUCUGAAAAAAUGUCUUACGACAGCACCAUUGCUUCUACAACCGGAUACCACAAGGCAAUUCUAUGUGGAAUGCAAUGCAUCAGACUAUGCAACAGGAGCCAUACUAUCCCAACGCAACUCUGAAGGGAAAUUGGCUCCAGAAUUGUUGGCGGUCAUUAGAGCAUUUAAAGAAUGGCGCCAUUUGCUAGAAGGAUCUGAAUUGCCAGUCCAAGUUCUAACGGAUCAUAAGAACUUGGAGUACUUUUCCACGUCUCAAUCUUUGAAUAAACGGCAAAUUAGAUGGGCCAACUUCCUAGUGGAUUACAAUUUCCAAAUUAUCUACAGGCCAGGAGCACAAAACAAAAAGGCAGAUAUCCUCUCAAGACGCUAUGAUCUGGUACCCCUUGAAGGGGGGGUAGAGAACCAGGUUCUCCUAAAACCGGAACUUUUUAUUGCAUCCAUAACUCCGGAUCAGGAAAUCAAUGAUCUAAUUGGCAAGGCCAUUUACAAAGAUGAUUGCCUUAAGGAAAUUCUACACAAACUCCAGAACAAGGAAAAGGUCUUAGACUGGGAGUUGAGAGAAGGUUUACUAUGGUUUCAAGGAAAAUAUUUGCACAAUGCAUUAGCGGCAGGACAUCCAGGACAAGCUAGAACAUUAGAACUUGUCUCCAGGAGUUACUACUGGCCAUUGCUGAAAAAGUUUGUCAAUUCUUACGUCAGCCACUGCGAAACCUGCAUCAGGUCCAAGCCAACAAAUCAAUUACCUGUGGGCCUGUUAAAACCAUUGCAAAUUCCUGAACGCCCCUGGGAAGACAUUGCUUAUGAUAUGAUUGUGGGACUACCGGUUUCAGAAGGUUUUGAUGCUAUCCUGACAGUGAUUGAUCAAUUCUCAAAAAUGGUCCACUUCAUUCCCACCCAAUCCACGUUGUCUGCCAUUGAUAUUGCCAACCUAUUUGUCACAUACAUAUGGAAGCUACAUGGCCUCCCCAAAAGCACAGUCUCAGAUAGAGGUCCCACAUUUAACGCCAAAUUCAUUCGUCAUCUCUAUAAAAGGCUGGACAUUAAGCCAACAUAUUCCACGGCGUAUCAUCCCCAGACAGAUGGACAGACUGAACGCAUACAAAGAGAAGCCGAGAUCUUUAUACGAAUGUUUGGGAAUCAUCGCCAAUCAGAUUGGGUAGCAUUACUACCAUUGGCUGAAUUUGCUUUAAACAAUUUAAAGCAAACUUCCACAGGCAAAUCCCCUUUCCAAAUUUGUUAUGGCUAUAAUCCAAGAUUUUCGGUUGGUCAAAAAUCAGACAAGGUAGUUCCAAACGCAGACAAACAUGCAGAAUUUCUAGAAAAAGGAUACAAUGAAGUCAAAGCAGCUCUAUCAUUAUCCCAGGAAAGAAUGAAGUAUUUUUAUGAUCAAAGACAUAAAGACGAAGAUGAAAUUCAAGUAGGAGACAAGGCCUGGCUGAGUCAUCAAAACAUAUCCACAGACAGACCCUCAAUGAAACUCAGCCAUAAAAAAUUAGGACCCUACUUAGUAAUCAAAAGAAUAGGAUCACACGCAUACAAACUUCAAUUACCCCACACUAUGCGCAUACACCCUGUGUUCCAUAUCAAUCUUCUUACUAAAUUUCAUCCUGACCCUCACGGACGCAACCCUCCCCAACCUGCACCCAUUAUCACAAAAGAAGGAGAGGAGGAAUAUGAGGUUGAAAAAAUCCUGGAUAGCAAAUGGAAAGGACGUGGUAAAACAAGGAAACUCUGGUAUCUGAUUAAGUGGAAAGGAUAUGAUGAAGGAAGCAAUUCCUGGGAGCCAAUUGAUAAUGUGGCCAAUGCCAAGGAAGCAAAAGAAGAGUUCCAUAAGGAGUACCCUGAUGCAGUUGGAGCUUGA
Molecule: messenger RNA, 2931 nt
Organism: Rhizoctonia solani
Lineage: Eukaryota; Fungi; Basidiomycota; Agaricomycetes; Cantharellales; Ceratobasidiaceae
Product: Retrotransposable element Tf2 protein
Exons: 3
Coding region: 1-2931 (976 amino acids)
Biological process (GO): DNA integration
Molecular function (GO): nucleic acid binding
Source: RefSeq, a predicted model, not a curated record